UGUAACACAUACAACCUUUCAAUUGACUUUUCUUUAUAAACAUGCACAUAUUAUUAAAGAAUUUUUAAAUUUAAAGAAUGGUAUCUUGACAGUUGGAAAGAAAUGUUAAAAAAGUUUGUUGAAAGAACACACGACUACCACGUUUUUGGCCAACAAUCCUUCAACGCAACCGAAUGGUGGCAUCAUGCCGUUAUUUACCAAAUCUACCCAAGAACUUUCAAAGAUUCCAAUGGUGAUGGAAAUGGAGAUUUACAAGGUAUCAUCAGCAAAUUGGACCAUUUUCAAGAACUGGGUAUUGAUGCCAUUUGGUUAACACCAAUUUAUCCAUCACCUCAAAUUGAUGGAGGUUAUGAUAUAAGUGAUUAUCGAGGAAUUGAUCCCGUUUAUGGAACAAUGGACGAUUUUGAGGAAUUAGUUGCUAACGCAAAGGCGAAAGGAUUGAGGGUACUAAUGGAUUUAGUUCCGAAUCAUUCAAGUGAUCAACAUGAGUGGUUCCAAAAAUCAAUUAAGAAGGAAGGAAAAUAUGCCGAUUAUUACGUUUGGAAAGAUGGGAGAGGUGAAGACGGAAUGGAACCACCUACAAAUUGGAAUAGCGUUUUUGAUGGAGCCUGUUGGACUUAUCAUCCAGAGAGGUGUCAAUUUUAUCUUCAUCAGUUUGCAAAAGAACAACCAGAUUUAAAUUUUGAAAAUCCUGAUGUUGUACAAGAAAUGAAGGAUAUUUUAAUAUUUUGGCUUGAAAAAGGAGUAUCUGGUUUCCGAAUCGACGCAAUUCGUUAUCUUUUCGAACAAUUCAAAGACGAACCUCUUGCAAAUGACGGAUUAACGGACGUCCCAAAUUAUCACGAUUAUUACGAUCACAUUUACAGCGCUGAUCAAGAUGAAACUUACAACAUGGUUUAUCAAUGGAGGAAACUUUGCGAUGAUUUCACCGCUGUUCAUGGUGGCGAACCUCGAAUUCUUAUGACUGAAUCGUACACAAGCAUGAAAGAAGUUAUGAGAUAUUAUGGCGAAGGAGAUAAACUAAACGGAGUACAUAUUUCGUUUAAUUUCGAAUUAAUGGAAAUAAAAGCUAAUACAAGCGCUCGUGAUAUCGUUUUUGUAAUCCAUGAAUGGUUUGCUUAUAUGCCAGUUGGUGCAAUGCCGAAUUGGGUGUUAGGUACUCAUGACCAACAUCGUGUUUCAACGAAAUUAAAAAGUCGAGUAAAAGCAAAUAUGAUGAAUAUGUUAAUUUCAGUCCUUCCGGGAGUUAUGGUUACCUAUAACGGGGAGGAAAUCGGUAUGGAAAAUGGUGAGGUAACCUUUGAACAAGGGAAAGAACCUAGAGGUUUAGCAGCGGGUCCUAAAAAUUUUGACAGAGUUAGUAGAGAUUUUGAAAGAACUCCUUUUCAUUGGGAUGAUUCUAAUAAUGCCGGAUUUACGGAAAGCGGUGUGGAACCUUGGUUGCCGGUUAGUAAGAAAUAUAAAGAGAAUAAUUUGGUGAAGGAGAAAGUAACAAAAGCUUCGGUUUAUCAAAAUUAUAAGGCACUGUUGCGACUUAGACAGAGUUCAAAGGCGCUUCGUGAUGGUUCUUGGGAAAUACACUCGAUUAAUAAAGAUGGGAUUUUAGUUAUUAGGAAAUAUCCUGGGGAAAAAUCGGUUGUGUUCGUGUGCCAUUUAGGGGUUACAUCGAAUCCGUUCGAAAUUGAUUUAGUAACUUGUGGUUAUCAAGGGAUUAUUAUUUUUGAUGUCAUCGCCACCAGUAUUGAAGAGAAGUUUUCAUCGACUUUAAAAUUGGAUAAUUCUAAAUUAAUUUUAAAUCCAUACGAUAAUUAUGUUUUACUUGAAAGAAAAUAAAUUGUUUAA
Molecule: messenger RNA, 1842 nt
Organism: Onthophagus taurus
Lineage: Eukaryota; Metazoa; Arthropoda; Insecta; Coleoptera; Scarabaeidae
Product: maltase 1-like
Biological process (GO): carbohydrate metabolic process
Source: RefSeq, a predicted model, not a curated record